UUCUGUCUUUGCGGAAGCUGGCGGCGGGGAGUCAAGUAGUAAGUGAACAAAACGCAGGAUUACAAACGGUUGGCUACCAUAAAUAAAGGAUACUGAGAAACAUCAAACAACUAAAUAGCCGGUUUAGUCAUUUUUGAGACGAUCUCACCUGGCAAUGGCGGAUCAAGUCUACAAUGCGACAACUGUGCAGGAACCAACAAAAAAAUGUUUCGUUAUCCCAACGGAGCAUUUGUCUAUGGUCCGAUGGGUAAUAAAAGUAGCUGAAGUGAUCCUGUCCUUCUUGGCGUUCAUCCUGGAGGAGGUGGUGACUAGCUGCAUGUCCUGCUCGCCGCUCUACUUUUUCGAGUUUGUCAGCUGCACGGCCUUUCUUUUCACCACCCUGCUGCUCAUCCUCCUCUCCACCACACUGCACCGCAAAGUGGGAAUCGAGAGCUGGUCCACUGUGGACUUUGUGUACACAGGUGCCAUUGCUUUUUUCUUUUUCAUCUCAACCAUCGUCUUCAUUGCGGAUAAUGGAGGAACCCCGCUGGAGAAAGCAGCUGUGGUCUUUGGUUUCCUGGCAACCUUUGCUUUUAUAGUGGACAUUGGGAUGUUUGUGAAGAAUAAAGGUAUCCCGUUUCUCAAGAAGAGUCCACAGACACCCAGCACAGCUCAGAACGCAGAGGAGGAAAAACUCCGCUCCAAUGGAGCUGAAUAAGUGCUGGAGCCUGCCGCCUCCUACUCGGACCUUCCUCUCAAGGAACUGGGAAACCAUGUUCUUUCUGUGCUUGAGAUCUCAUUCACAAUGUUGUUUCCAGAGUCACCUGGGGAACCAGAAGGAAGACAAUUUUAACCUUCUGUUCUGCUUUUGACCUCUGUUCUGGUAGGUCAUCAUUUGUAGUCUGUCUUUAGACACAAGUGCUAGGACUGAUGAUUUUUUAAUCUGUUGGCUAUCUGAGUAACUAGAGACAGGACGGUUCAGUAGAUGUGAUUUCCUGUAUUUUUUGGCGUGUUGGCAGGUGUACCAACAAGUGUAUAUUUGCUUAAAUCUUUAUUUGUAUAUUGUAGACAGAAAUGAGCAAUAGCAUGGCAGGUUUUGCAUUCUGAAAAAGGCUCAUUCGGCCGUUAUUUGAACUUCAAUUCUGUCCAAUCUGUCCAAAAAAGAUACUUCCUCGUGCUUAGAUAUCACUGUGGAAACAGAACUGUAUGAAAACAGUCAUCUAAAUUAUUGUGUUUAAUUAUUGUUGAACCUGUUUUAUUUUCUGCAGGAAAACAUAAUUUAAGGCAUCUAUUAUGAUUUUUUUGUUUAACCUUACUAAAUUAAUUUAUAAAAAUUUUUAAUUGAAUGAAUCUUGAAAUUACUUUUGCUAUUUAUUAUGAACACAUUCAGAACAAGAUUUCAGAGUUAAACAGGGUGCAGCCUUGUUUGGGAUCAUUGACACCCUAUGGCUUUGAAUAUAAUUUUUUAUAGUUGUAUAAUAAUCAAUUAGUUUAAAAAUCAUCAGAGCCUGUGUUGUAUUAUAAUAUUUUUUUAUCAGAGCCAUCAGUAACAGUAAUGUGAGACCUUUCCCUUUGGAUAAAGUUGUAGUCAAUGUAAUAAGGACUGCAAACACCACAAGCCUUACUUCGUUUUAUGAGGUCAAAGUUCAGUGAUUGGAAUAAUUUGGCUAAAUGCCAUUUCAUUUCCUCAUUACUUAAAAAAGGCUUUUCACCUUAUUGUAUACAUUCCAGCACGUAAGCAGUCUAAAUACAAUGACAAGCGCUUAUUCUUGCAAUCCACACCAACAUUACAAGUGCCUUUGUCCUGUUUUUUAUUGGUAAUAGCUUUGAAAAUAAUCAUAAUAGUAUGAAUGACAAUGGAAAUAAUGUUAAUAGCAGAAAAGGUAGAUUUCAUGUGCCAUAUGCAUUUAUAGGGUCGGUCAAUGAUUGUGUAAUUGCAGUUUUGUCAAUUCGCUGCUUAGUUCUUAAUAUUUACUAACAGAUUAUGGCCAGAUUGGAAUUCAGGUCUGCUUGCAAACUAUGUCAACGCUUACAUCAAAUCUUUUUGUCAGUUAUAUUGAGGAGUUUGGAUCAGGAUGAUAUAAAUUUAUUUUAAUAUUACACGUGUUGCUGAAGGGCAAUCAUUAAAAAUGAAUAAUAAAAAAAAGUUUUUCUUUUGCAGUAAGGGAUUGGUAGGUUUUUGUAUCUGUGUCAGAGAAAUAUUUUUGACACAUUAGUGUGUGUGUGUGUGUGUGUGUGUGUAUGAGAGAGAGAGAGAAUUGGGUAAUUCGACACUUUUUCACUCAUAGUUAAAUAGCAGUAAGUGAAUAUGUGUGCUUUUUAAACAAAGCCUUUGUUUUGCUAGGAAGCUAGGAAGCAAUUCAAUAAAUGUGUUGUUCAAAAGGUAGGAAAACUCGCCCUCUAUGGCCCUGAUGCAUUGCAGUUCAAGGAUCAUUGAUUACACUUACAGGAAUUUGCUGGUAAAAUAUCCAGAACAUUGCUUUGAGGGAAACAAUUUGCCCUGCAUUGUAAAACAUUUGUGGUGCCUUAAAAUUCUGUAUUCAAGACAUGGCUGUAGCUUUUCAUAUCUAUAAUGGUGUGGUCUUUGUGUAUAAUGCCUAGAAAUACUAUGGACUGCAAACAAAUGUCUAAUAUAGGAGUGCUGGCCCAACCAAUAAAAGUGGGGUCAUAGCACCCUCUUGUGGUUGAAGGUAUAUUUGCUUUGAUCUUUUGAUCAGACUUCAGGUCUGGUCCACUGAACCUUUUGAAGUGUUUCUUGUUGAAUGAUUGUGGGCAAAUGUGUUGUAUUUACUUGCAAUCUGUAGUCUACAUAUUUUCAAUUAAAUUUUUUUUCCAGCAUUGGUGAAUUUAGUCAGUUCCACUGAAAGCAAAUGCUCCUGAUAUCCAUCAGCAAUGAGACCAUUACUUGCUUUGUUGUGAUUCUAAUCUGAAUAAUGUCUUUUUAACUGCUUAACAUACAGCUUACAAAUAUGUACCAGGUCUGCCCAAUAAUAAAUAUUCUUGCAUAAAGGGGCAAAGACCAGUGUUCUGUAGAAUUCCGUAACAGAAAUGGGAAGCUGUGAAUAGUAAUGUAUCUCCUUUGUGUUUAUGUAAUAUCUUGUUACAUCUCAGCCUCAAAAGAGAUUAAAUGUACAGCUGUCAAGACAUCAUGGGCUAUCAACAAAGCUGAAAGUAAAAAUAUGGUACUCACAAACAGAUAACACGUCCAACCCCUCCCAUCUUUGGGCACUAUCUACAAUGAAUUCUCUGUACAUAUGUCUCAGUCCUCAACAGGCUUUGCUGAUUUGACUUCAGGGUUAAAUGGUUAUAUAUACUCUACCUUAGCAAAAUCACAAUUAUGCUCUUUUGUUUAACACCAACUGACUGUACCAAGCUAUUUAAUUCACUUACUUCGCUUUUCAGGUAGUUCCAAGUGAUGUCUUGACAGUUGAGGACCAGAGUGUCAGGUUUCCAAACUGGCACUUAAUGCUUUUCCACUGUAGAGCAGGAACGAGGCUAGCAGAAGCUGGAGGCAAAGCGUGCUGACCCACAUCAUACAUCUCCAUUGAUUUACCCACAAGCAGAGCACAUGAUGUUGAAAAAGCACAAGGUUCAACUUCUCAGUAUGCUUUUCCCUCCCUUCCUUAAGCAUCUACACAGUCUCUGAUAGAUGAACACUAAUGCAAUAGACUUUCACGCAAUAUCCAAAAUUCAACUGUAAUAACCAUAGCACUAGCAAUAAUAACAAGUAAAGCCAAUACUGGUUUGCAUCACAUAGUAGAUCAUAGAAAAUCAUGCCUGGUAAAAGCUCCACAGUGGUAAAGGCAUCCUCAGUUCGGUUUAUUUUUCUUUUAAAGAUCUUGGAAAACAUGCUAGAUUGAGGUCAUCCCAGACUAGGUUGGUAGCCCUGAGCUGAGGUGUUUUGCUAAUUCAGAUGAGGAGCAUACUGUAAGUAUACACAUUGUGAUUGUUGGAAAUGGAAGUUGCAGGAGGAUGCUCCAGUGAGGACAGUAAUGGUGAUAGGAACCUUUGUGGCAUAGACAUCUAAACGUAAACAUGGACCUUUUUUGUAAUAUGUGUGUGAUAUUAAAUGUAUGGGCCUAAGUUUUAAAUGACUAUCUAGUGCUUUCAUAACAUUUCAGACAUACUGUAACUUUUUUUAUGUCCACACUAUCACCUGUAUAUUUUGUAAUCUGUUUUUAACCUGUUGUCAUGCCUUUAUCAUGCUAACAAUAAACAGAAUAGUCUGG
This is a messenger RNA of Megalops cyprinoides (Indo-Pacific tarpon), 4208 nucleotides long. It is a transcript of the gene cmtm6, whose product is annotated as CKLF-like MARVEL transmembrane domain containing 6. NCBI's taxonomy places the organism in Eukaryota, Metazoa, Chordata, Actinopteri, Elopiformes, Megalopidae. The coding region runs from base 155 to 697 and encodes 180 amino acids. The record is from RefSeq and is a predicted model, not a curated record. The transcript has 5 exons. Gene Ontology annotation, cellular component: membrane.